AUGCCCAAAGAAAAGAAACCGAAAAAACCGAAAAAGGCCGUAACGGACAUCCAGCCGGUGGACGGUCUCAGUGCCGUUGAUCGCCAGUUUUUCGAAAUCACCAUAAAUGAUCUAAAUCAGAAGUUGGCGCGCCUUCGCACGCACAAUGUGAAAAUUGAAGAACGCAACGAGGAACUGGAAGCAAAGCUCAAGCAAAUCGAGGAAGACCGAGCCGAUGUGACGGCGUUCCUGGAUCGAACCCUGCAGGAGAAGCUCGCAGUGAUUAUCGAGCUGGAGGAUAAGUUGAGUGAACUAUCGAAAGUGCGGGAUCAGGAAAAUGAAGAAUGCCAAAAGCAGAUUGUCAGUCUGGAUGCCAAGUACAAGGCCAUGCACGAACAGUUAACAUCGGAAAUACAGCUACUGACGGGAAAGUUGAACUCGAUGGAAGAGUUUCGUCAGCAACGGGAUGAACUGAUGGCCAAAUUUGACGCCCAAGACAUGGAGUUGAAAGAGCAAAACAAACGACACAAAACCACCCUGUACGAAAUGGAGCGUAAGGUAAUUCUGGACAAGGAUCGCCUGCGGAAGGAUGUCGAAAACAAGCUACUUCAACUGUCCACAGAAUUCACAAAAUCAUCCGAAAUCCGGGUCGCUGCCCACACUCAGCGCUUGGUUCGUGAAAACAUCGCACUAAACAACGAAAUGGAUCGUAUGAUCUUCACACAGGAAAGACUGGAAAAACAGUACUCUGAACUCAAGGCGCAGAACGUCGAGCUACGCAAUCAGGCGGAAAUCGAUCUCAUCGAGAAACAGCGGCUGAUGCAAACCUGUCAGGAGCGACUGGACCUCGUUACACAGCUUGCCGAUCAAUACGAACAGCAGUUGCAAACGAACGCCCAGCUGAAUGCCUACAAAGAGCGGGCGAACGAAUUCGAAACGGAAACGCAAUCCACUAAAAAGGAGUACAAUCAUCUCCGGCAAAAGGUACGCCUUCUAGAGCAAUACGUGCACUACAUUAACACCGACCGACAGGCGUUACGGAACGAAUCGAUUCAUAACCGUCACGAGUUCGAGCGUAUUUCGGAAAUUCUGAAAACCGUCCGCUUCACCGUACGCUCCGCUUUCAAGGAAGACGAGCAAGAGGACGACCUUCCCUAUCAGGAAAUUAAGCGUAAGCGUCUGAUUGCUGACCUGUUAAAUGCGCUAACCGAUUUGGAGCUGAAGCCACGUGUGGACGUUUCUGUGACCACGCUUCCACCCGACGGAGAGGAAGGUUACGAACAGGGUGAUUUGGGCGUGAUUCCUCGUGAAACUUUGGAGAUGAUCCUACAGAAGACGCAAGGGUACAACCUCCCGGAGACGCCCCUGCUGAGUUCGGAAACGGUUUCCGUCGAGGAGGAAGCCGAAAGUGUUGCCAGUUUGCAGAUCGCUUCCGGUAGUGACGUGAUUCUGGAUGUCGUCAGCGGAUCUCAGUUGGUCUUCAAGGGUUCCGAAGAGUCGUACGAAGGCGAAGGUGAAGAAAAGGAUGGUGAAGGGGGUGGUGGUGAAGGGGGCAGAGCUAGUGAGCAGGACGAACGGAAAGCCGAUGUGGAUGGUAAUGGAAGUGCACGAUCGGCUGAGGAUGAGGAGGGUAGCGGCCGAGGUUCUUCGGUCACCUCGGAUCGACCGGAAGAUGUGAUUGUCGAUGCUCCGGAUGUGUUUGAAGAUGAACCGAUUGAGUUUACUGCCACGAAAAGUGAUUCGGAUUGA
Messenger RNA from Sabethes cyaneus, 1728 nucleotides. RefSeq names its product cilia- and flagella-associated protein 157. Gene Ontology annotation, cellular component: ciliary basal body; cilium. NCBI's taxonomy places the organism in Eukaryota, Metazoa, Arthropoda, Insecta, Diptera, Culicidae. The transcript has a single exon. Bases 1 to 1728 code for a protein of 575 amino acids. The record is from RefSeq and is a predicted model, not a curated record. Gene Ontology annotation, molecular function: microtubule binding.